Messenger RNA from Diachasmimorpha longicaudata, 3556 nucleotides. It is a transcript of the gene DNAlig3, whose product is annotated as DNA ligase 3. The coding region runs from base 283 to 3171 and encodes 962 amino acids. The transcript is spliced from 18 exons. Gene Ontology annotation, molecular function: DNA binding; DNA ligase (ATP) activity; zinc ion binding. The record is from RefSeq and is a predicted model, not a curated record. Gene Ontology annotation, biological process: DNA recombination; double-strand break repair; lagging strand elongation. Lineage: Eukaryota; Metazoa; Arthropoda; Insecta; Hymenoptera; Braconidae. Gene Ontology annotation, cellular component: DNA ligase III-XRCC1 complex; nucleus.
AAAUAAAUAAAUCACCCGAAUCCCUCUACUUCUUUUCAUCCAAGUAAAAAACUCUCAAACAAUCUCCCUAGGCCCUAAAAUUUGUUUACUCCUAGGACCCCUUUCUCUUCAACAUUUUCACUCCCCCAAGUUCAUUCCCAACUUGACGUAUCGCGCAACGUGCGCACGAAUUCCCGUCCUCUGUCGCCAUUUACCCACCGGAAUUUGCGCAAUCGAACUGAUCGUGAAGAAAUAGUGAUUGUGUGUUGAAGGAGAUAAACGACAACAACCGCAUGAAAUAUAAUGUCGGAUGAUAAUGCAGAGGUGGAAAAGCCGUUCGCUGUCGAACGGGCGAAAACGGGACGUGCGAAGUGCAAAAAAUGCAAGUGCCCGAUUGAUAAAGACACUGUUAGAAUCGCUAAACUCAUGGCUAAUCCCUUUGGCGAUGGGAAAAUGAAGGCCUGGCACCAUGUCGAUUGCAUCUUCGAUAUAUUCGCGAAACAGCGGGCAACCACGAAGAGAAUUGAAGCCCCCGCGGAGGAUAUCAGCGGGUGGGAUGAGCUCGGUGACGAUGAUCAGAAAGUGAUUGUUGAGAAACUACAGGAGUUCGAGGACAAUGCUCCAUUCAAGGGGAAGCGUCAUGGAAGUCCGGCUGAAGUGCAGCCCCCGAACAAAAUCCCAAAGAAAACUCCGAUUAAAAAACCUCCAACCCCUCAAUCCACUUCAAAUGAAAAACCAUCCCCUUCGAGUCCCGAUAAUUCUUUUCGCGAAUUCCGCAGGAUUUGCGCAGACAUCGCAAAUGUCCCCGCUUACACCGAUAAAACAGCUGUCGUCAGGAAAAUGUUCACGAAGGGGGCGGAUGGGGGUGGCUUCAAAGGAGAUAUUGUGCUCUGGUGCAAGAUGCUGUUGCCGAUGGCAGGUAGACGUAUUUACAAUCUCCAGAGUAAACAGCUCAUCAAACUUUUUGCUCGCAUCCUGCGUCAGGAUGAGGAACAGAUGCUGGAGGAUCUGGAGCAAGGGGACGUCGCUGAUACAAUAUCAACAUUUUUUGAGAGCAGUACAGCUAUCCAGCGAGGCACAAAGAGUCUUCUCACAUUGCAAGAGGUCAAUCAAUUUUUGGAGCAGCUGGCGAAGAUGACGAGGGAAGAAGAUCAAGUGUCGCAUUUCUUGUCUAUGAUUGACAGAUGUACUGCCAACGAUCUUAAGACGAUAAUACGACUGAUUAAACAUGAUUUGCGGAUAAAUUGCGGGCCAAAGCACAUUCUCAAAGCCAUUGACGCUAAUGCCUAUCGGGCCUAUCAGGUAUCUAAUAAUUUAGAGGCAGUGGUGCUGCGUUUCACCCGAAAGGAUCCGGACGCUGAAGCAAGCACUUCUGGUGCCUCUUCCUCGUCCUUGAAAGGGAAAAUUGUUUUGUCUUUGAUGACACCAGUUCUACCCAUGCUGGCGGAAGCUUGCACAUCAGUUGAGAUGGCGAUGAAAAAGUGCCCCCAUGGAAUGCUGGCUGAGGUUAAAUAUGAUGGUGAAAGGGUCCAAAUCCACAAGCGAGGACAUGAGUUCAAAUAUUUCAGUCGAGCUCUCAAACCUGUGGUGCCGCACAAGGUCAGCCAUUUUCAGGAUUACAUUCCAAAAGCGUUUCCGGAUGGGGAUGAUUUGAUUUUAGAUAGCGAAAUACUUCUAAUUGACAUGAAGACAGGGCAGCCAUUGCCGUUUGGAACUCUAGGAGUUCACAAGAAAGCUCAAUUCAAAGAUGCGAAAGUCUGCAUCUUCGUCUUCGAUUGCAUGUAUUACAAUGGCGAGGUACUCAUGAACAAGACGAUGAGAGAAAGACGCGAAAUACUGAACAAGAGGAUGACGGUCAUUCCGAAUCGCGUGGUACUUUCGGAAGUUGAAGAAGUUAAUGACUCACGUGAUUUGGCGGGGAUGAUAGCGAAGGUUCUUAAGAUGGGAUUAGAGGGGUUGGUACUGAAAGACGUGAAUAGCACUUACGAACCCGGAAAGCGCCACUGGUUAAAGGUAAAGAAGGAUUACUUGUUCGACGGAGCAAUGGCUGAUAGCGCAGAUCUCGUCGUGCUUGGUGCAUGGUAUGGUACCGGUAGCAAAGGUGGAAUGAUGUCGGUUUUCCUCAUGGGUUGCCACGACAAAACCCGGGAUAAAUGGGUCACAGUGACCAAAGUCCACGGCGGGCACGACGAUGCCACCCUAACGCGAUUGCAGGACGAACUGGAUAUGAUUAAAAUUGGAAAAGACCAGGAUUUGGUUCCUAAUUGGUUAAUUGUCAACAAACCAAUGGUCCCAGAUCUUAUAGCCCGCGAUCCUAAGAAACAACCGGUGUGGGAAAUAACCGGAGCGGAAUUUACGAAUCAGGGGGUACAUACUGCCGAGGGCAUAAGUAUACGUUUUCCACGCGUGACCAGAAUAAGAGAUGACAAGGAUUGGGCAACAGCAACGUCACUUGAUGAACUGCGACAACUUUUCAAAAAAAGCUCUGAUUCCAUCGAUUUCUCUUUAUUACUGAGCAAUAAACCCGACACUAAAAAGACAGGUAACAAGAGAACCAAGAAGUUGGAUAAUUAUUGUGCAAAAGGAGUGAAAGACGGAGGCAACGAAGGGACGACUGUAAAUGAGAUUAAGCCUGAUGUUGGAAUAAUAGGUGACGUAAAGAAGAAAAGCGCAGAGGACUGUGAAGAAUUUAAAGAAAAUGACACUCGGAGCAGUGAUGAAGCCUUUUUUUACGCUUUUCUCAAUGAUGACUACAUUGAAUUUACCGCCGAUGGAAGACCUUUGAAUUGGAUUGAGGGACGGAAACCCACGAAAGGACUUCCUCCAGAUGCGAAACCAUUGUCGGAGAAGCGCCCUGGUGAAGUGGCGUCGAGGGGAGUGUUAGGGAGAGUACGCGCUGGGAUCAGCAAAAGUGUUCCUGCCAAACGAAGGAGGAUAUUGGAGCGAACUCUGAAAACUUUGGGAGCCGCAGUCCUGGAGGAUGUGGCCAGUAGAUGUGAGGUCACUCAUGUAAUUUACGACAAAAUGGAAAUAGAUGAAGGAGAGCUGAGGGAGUAUCCAGGACCCUCAGCCCAUCGUGUAAAUGAAUCUUGGAUAGAGUCUGUUGUUUCAUCGUGCCGUAACCAAGAUGAAUUACCGCACGUUGUGACGCUUCUGCCCAUUCGCUGUGACUGCUCGUGUACUUACCAUUGAUGAAAAAACUGGGCCACGAUGAAAAUCAAAUGUCUGUUGGUUUAGAGAUCACUUUUUCAUUCCACUGGGCGCUUCGUAACUGUCCAUUAUGUCGCAAAAUGCACGUCAUUGAAUUUAAAAGACCUCUUUAAAGUUUGUAAUGAAGACAUUGUGAGAUGUUAACGAAGAAUGUUAAAUUUCACAGAGGAAAAAUUUAAGGGAGUGAAAUAUCCGAGUGAAGAGGACAUUCCAGUAGUUUUCUAUUAUUAAAUUGUUAUGGGAUGAAAAUCUUCAAUAAAAGAACGAGCCAUUAUUCAUUUGUAUUUCAGUUUAUUUAGAAAAAAAGAGUAUUCAUUAAGUAAUUUAAAAUAUUGGAAAACAAGAUGGGGAUUUUUAUAAAAAAUAU